Molecule: messenger RNA, 1248 nt
Organism: Sordaria macrospora k-hell
Lineage: Eukaryota; Fungi; Ascomycota; Sordariomycetes; Sordariales; Sordariaceae
Cellular component (GO): cytosol
Molecular function (GO): tRNA-guanosine(34) queuine transglycosylase activity
Source: RefSeq, a predicted model, not a curated record
AUGUCGAUUGUUCAAAGGAUGGCUUCAAACAAGGCUUCCUCGGCUGCGCUCACCUUUGAGCUGGUCGCCAAAUGCUCCACAACAAGGGCCCGCGCUUCCAUCUUGACUCUUCCCCAUGGACCCGUCAACCUCCCCAUCUUCAUGCCCGUGGCUACUCAGGCCUCUCUGAAGGGCAUCACCCCGGAGCAACUUGAGAGCACAGGAUGCCGCCUUUGUCUCAACAAUACCUACCAUCUAGGAUUGAAGCCUGGUCAGGAGGUUCUCGAUGCUGUUGGCGGCGCUCACAAACUCCAGGGCUGGAAGCACAACCUGUUGACCGACAGUGGAGGUUUCCAAAUGGUAUCUCUCCUUAAGCUCGCAAAGGUCACCGAAGAAGGAGUUCGAUUCCUCUCUCCCCACGAUGGGUCGCCCAUGCUCCUCACCCCCGAACACUCAAUGAGCCUUCAAAACUCGAUUGGAUCCGACAUUAUGAUGCAGCUUGACGACGUCUUGGUGACCACUCACCCGGACAAGGCCCGUAUGCGUGAGGCCAUGGAGCGCAGUGUACGCUGGCUGGACCGCUGCAUCAAGGCUCACAAGAAUCCCGACCGCCAAAAUCUGUUUUGCAUCAUCCAGGGUGGUUUGGACUUGGAGAUGCGCAGGGAGUGCUGCCGUGAAAUGGUGGCCCGCGACACCCCAGGCAUUGCCAUCGGAGGUCUCAGUGGUGGUGAGGCCAAGGACGAUUUCUGCAAGGUCGUGGCCGCAUGCACAGAGCUUCUUCCCGAGUUGAAGCCUCGCUAUGUCAUGGGUAUUGGCUACCCUGAAGACCUGGUCGUCAGCACUGCUUUGGGAGCCGAUAUGUUCGACUGCGUCUGGCCUACACGUACGGCGCGGUUCGGCAAUGCCAUCACGAAGCACGGUGUGCUCAACAUGAAGAAGGAACAGUAUGCCAAAGACUUUGGACCGAUCGAGGACGGCUGCGGGUGCCCAUGCUGCAGGCCUGUCGACCAAGAGGGAGCCAUCGGCGUCACAAGGGCGUUUGUGCAUCAUAAUUCGGCCAAGGAAACGGUGGCAGCACACCUGCUGACCAUUCACAACGUGUGGUAUCAGCUGCAUCUCAUGGGAGGUGCCAGGGACGCCAUUAUUGCCGACAAGUUCCCGGCCUUUGUUAAAGAGUUCUUCAACAACCUAUACCCAGAUAGAAAGAGCUACCCGUCGUGGGCUGUAAACGCUCUGAAGACCGUAGGUAUUGACUUGUUUGAAAGCUAA